GGGAACGUGGACUGGGAUAGACUCUUCUGUGGUCCAAUCAUCGUCUGAGCCCCACCCCGCCAGGGACGAAUGAGCCAAUCACUGUCUCCGUAGCACCCGGAAAGGGCUUGAGGCACUGUUCAGCGUGUCUGCGGACGGUGCGAGGGUCGGUGAGGUCAGUGCAGUCCUUAGCUCUUGCCAACCUCCCCGGCCCAGUUUCCCCUUUCCUUCUGCAUGCGGACGAGGGCGUCUGGGUCCCGGGGAUCCUGGUCAGAGCGAGGCUAAAUUUGCGAAAGGACUCUGGCUGUGUGGUUAGACCUUUAGAGGAGGCUCCUUAGGUUCUGAGAGCGGGACUGGGAGAGUCUGACACCUUUUGCGACUACGGCCACUUUAUCCUCCUUUCUGAGUCUCUUAAUCCCUAACACAGGGACCCACCAAGCGGCAGGAUGUCCUGGUCAUAUCUUCUCCGUGGUCUCAACAUGGCCCUAAGUCGUGGAAUACCCAGAGGGCUGCGGCAGUGAUGGCACAAGUGUCUGUCCCUGCAACACGGUGUAAGUGCUCGUGCUCCGUGUCACCAUGUCUAAGCAGCAUUCAGGCCUGGCCCUGGUACCCCAGCUCUGCGCCACCCGCCCCAUGGCUACACUGAACCAGAUGCACCGUCUGGGGCCCCCAAAGCGCCCGCCCCUGCGCCUGGGCCCCACGGAAGGCCGGCCGCAGCUGAAGGGCGUUGUUCUGCGCACGUUCAUCCGCAAGCCCAAGAAGCCCAACUCCGCCAACCGCAAGUGCUGCCGCGUCCGGCUCAGCACAGGCCGCGAGGCUGUCUGCUUUAUCCCCGGGGAGGGCCACAACCUGCAGGAGCACCACGUUGUCCUUGUGCAGGGUGGCCGCACCCAAGACCUGCCAGGAGUGAAGCUCAAAGUUGUGCGGGGCAAGUAUGACUGUGGCCACGUGCAGAAGAAGAAGUGACCAGCCAGUGCGCUGAGGCCUGGGCACCUGCAGAACAGGGACGUUCCUUGUGGGGUCUCCAGCGGGUCCUUCAAAGUCAGCUCUUCCUGUUCUAGAGGCAGCCGGUCCUGGGUUCAAAGCCCAGCUCUGCCUCUUCCUUCAGGAGCACCAUAGCCCAUAAGGUUCCCUGGGUGCUGUCAGCACCCUUGGCUUCUGUGUUUAGAGUUGGCCUGAGGGGCCUCUUCUGCCAUCACCUGGGAAGCACACAGGUCCCCACGGUUGUGAGGCAAACCGUCCCCACCUUUCUGCAGCAUUUGCCCUCUCACUGUGGCCCUGGCAGCUGCCAUCCUUUCUGGGCCUCAGUUUGCUCUUCCAAAAAAUAAUCCCAUUUGCAGUAUCCCCUCCGUUUCGUUUGGUGAAGAUUAAACUACAUGCCUCUGUGUACAGUG
Messenger RNA from Marmota flaviventris (yellow-bellied marmot), 1373 nucleotides. RefSeq names its product mitochondrial ribosomal protein S12 (gene Mrps12). Lineage: Eukaryota; Metazoa; Chordata; Mammalia; Rodentia; Sciuridae. Gene Ontology annotation, molecular function: structural constituent of ribosome. The record is from RefSeq and is a predicted model, not a curated record. Gene Ontology annotation, biological process: translation. Gene Ontology annotation, cellular component: ribosome; small ribosomal subunit.